GAAAUCAUGAAUCCUGUGUAUAGCCCUGGAUCUUCUGGGGUUCCCUAUGCAAAUGCCAAAGGAAUUGGUUAUCCAGCUGGCUUCCCAAUGGGCUAUGCAGCGGCUGCUCCUGCCUAUUCCCCUAAUAUGUAUCCUGGAGCAAAUCCUACCUUCCAAGCAGGUUAUACACCAGGCACCCCAUAUAAAGUAUCCUGUUCACCCACCAGUGGUGCAGUGCCACCGUAUUCUUCAUCGCCAAAUCCCUAUCAGACUGCUGUGUACCCAGUUCGAAGUGCCUAUCCGCAGCAGAAUCCGUAUGCACAGCAAGGCACUUAUUACACACAGCCUUUGUAUGCAGCACCACCCCACGUAAUUCAUCACACCACAGUUGUGCAGCCUAACGGCAUGCCAGCAACUAUGUAUCCUGCUCCAAUCCCACCACCAAGAGGAAAUGGUGUGACUAUGGGGAUGGUGGCUGGGACUACUAUGGCAAUGUCAGCAGGAACUUUGUUGACGACUCAUUCCCCAACUCCAGUAGCCCCUCAUCCAGUUACUAUGCCCACAUAUCGGGCUCCAGGAACACCAACCUAUAGUUAUGUGCCCCCACAGUGGUGAUCGUCCUGGCAGUGUUUGAAGAUGGGAGAUAUGCAAUCAAGAAAUUGAGGUUUAAAAGUUGGUGCUGAAGCCCUCAUGCCUCCAACCAGGACUUUUCUUCUGAAUGCUUUCAACACUUGGCUAAACACUACUAAUUCCUGAUCACUGAAGAUUUUCCAGUGCUGCAUAUCUUACAUCUUGGAACUCCAGCAGUUAGUCUUAAAGCAAAUCCUGUUUUGUGGACUGUCUUGCAAUUUUUUUAGCUAACUAUAAUGAUAAAAAGGGAGUAUAAAUUUAUUCUGAUCCAUAUCUAGGUGAAUGCAUGUUAAAACACAAAAACAAAGCUUGCUCAAUCUACCUGCAGUGACUGAUGCAAAAACCAUCAUAUGCAAAUCCAAAGGAACCGAAAAGUAUUUUACAACUUGUAUCACUAAUGCACUGUUGUAAUGUAUGCAGGGUCUUAAAAGGUAGAAUCAUGGAAGUGAGUUUCUUGAUAGUAUACCAUAAUAUACAUUAGAUAAGUGCUUCAACCUUUCUGGGGUUGAUGGAGUUGCCAGUUUAGAAGGGGCACUUUUUAUUUAAGUGAUGUAUUCUGUUCACAUUCAACUAACGCAAAUUGGAGUGACUGGAAAAUGAGUCAGACAAGCUGUAGAAAUCCUGCACACAAUUACUCUUCUCCUUACCUUAUCAUUUUCAUUUUAUGGAUUCAGUGUUAUACAGAUGUUCUUGGAGAUCAAAAUGAAAUGACAAAGGUAAUGCUGUGUGUCAGUAAAUAAAGCAACCUUCCUUGAGGCAAAUACUUGCUGUGAGGAGUAGGAGGAGGUAACAUCACCUGCAUAAUGAAUUGUACGUCCUGGGGAGAUACAUAUCCAGUGCGAUCUUUCACGUGAUGCAAGAUGUGUCAAAGUGAGACUGCCACACAGACUGAUAGAAAAACAUUUUUGUUCCUGUUCUCAGUUCAGGAAAUCCAUGCCAUUUUCCCUAAAGAAUCUCAUAGCUGAAAAUGUAUGUGCAGUUGACCCAGCUUGCUUUCCAGAAAUCUAAGAAAUGGUAAGGUUUUCCACCACAAACAGGAGGAGUUCAGCUGCAUCUUAUUCUGAGGAAAGCUUGUGUGCCUGAUGAGUAUGUUAAAGGGGAACAAACCAUUUUCACACAAUUUCCUUAGUAGCUUCUUGCAGUAUAGGCUAGGGAUAUGCUCUAGUAGGACUGCCAGAAUGUAGAGUUGGGGAAUUUUCCUGAAAACAUUUGUAACUGUAGUAGGAGCCAUUUGUCGGUUACAGCGUGUUCGCGUAUUCUUUAGGGUGUUUUUUUGUUUGUUUUUGUUUUUUUUUUACUUCCUACAUUGCACUUGGAAGCACGUAAAAGACUGACUGCAGAUUAGCAUUUCAUUGCAAUGAGUCAUUUCGGAUAUUCUUGCUUGCAACUUCAAUUUUUAAGAGUACCUCAAAGCAUAUGCUGUGGGGAUAAAGGGCUAGCCUUAGAACCCAUUUGUAUACCAAAAUCGUCAUGGGAAAGAUUUUAAAUUUUUAAAUUUGACUAUUGCACAUAAAAUCAAGGUUUUUCCUACACCUGCAUGAUUUAUGAUUCCAGGAAAAAAAAAAAUGCAAUUUCAUUCUUUUGGAUACAAUCURCCUGCAAUAAAUAUGCAGUAAGAGGUUAUAAAAUAUUGUUCCCUUUUAGGCAUUUACACAGAGGUAUAUCAGGCUGUAGUGUUCUUGUAGGUUAACUUCCAUUCAGAAGUGUUUUUUGUUUUGUUUUUUUCUAACGUUUAUCUAGUUGUGCUUUGGUUUGGGGUGUUCUGCUCCCAUACAGAUUCGGCAGCUACCUCAGGGUAGCGCCAGUGCUGAGUUGAUGCCGCCAUUCCAGUACUCUGCCCCGGUGGGAGGCGUAUGUACCCGACAACCCAUUGGCGGCUAGAGCCUUCAGUAACUAUUUUGUACCUUAAGCACUCUCCAUAUUUUUUUUUUUACUUCCAUGUGUGUGGUUAUUCUUUUGUUUAAUAAAGUUUAGGAUUAUUUUGCAUGGAUCAUUGUCAGUGGAUUGCCCCUUAUUUCUAAUGCCUUGAACGUAACUAUGGUGUUGAUAAUAAGUACUUUAAACUUUACUCAUGAGCACUUACUGCAGCUUAGGGAUUUCCAUAUGUUUUUAUAUGGAGCAGAAAAUGACCCCAGACAAACCAUUUGAAUCUGUACUGCUUUGUUCAAGCCUGUUUAUUGAUUCCUUUUGUGUAGUAGGUUUGCAGCUUCGGUUAGUCAGGUGCGCCAGAGAGUACAGUGAACAUUAACACAGGCUGUUUGUCCAGUUUAGCUAAUGUAGAGUUGAAACUUUUGUUGUCUUAGUAUGAUUUUAAUAAAGAGUUGAGGUGUGAAAGAGUGCUUCAUUGAGGGGAAGCUGUAAAGAACAAGCUCUGAGCUUCGCUGUCUCCUGUCUUGUCACCCAGUAAACAAAAGCUUUGAGAUCCAUAGGAGAGAACUUUCAUGAAUGCUGCGUUAGAGUCAUAGGUAAGGAACAAAUAUGGUCWCCUAUAUCUUUGCUCCAACUUCAGAUUCCUAGAUGUUGUCUUGGAAUUGGUCUCUGCAUAGUGUUCCAUACCAUUUAGGCAGUCUCACACUUACUUGAGCACUUUUUUCUAAGUUGCAUUUUGGGAUUCAUCCGCRAGGGGGAAACUCUACCUGUUUCCAGAGGCAUCAUGCCUUCCAGAUCUGAUGAUGAUGUGCUGGGAGGGAGGAGCCUUGUCUCUAGGAAUUUGAUAUGGGAAGUAACCAAAAGCACAGUGCAAGGGGACGGGGGGGGGAAUAUGUGUGUAUAUAUAACUAUCUUCAUGGUAUUUUGUUGCAAAUAGUAGAAAGCGUGGAUAUAAAACUGGCAGGGGAAAUUGUACAUCAUUAAACAGGCGUUUACACAGUGAGGGUCUUAUGAAACAUUCUCUCCUGCUUUUUAUAUAACAUUCCCUAUUUAGAAUUCCUUUAUAAAUAAAUACACAAUAUGUGUUUGCACUAGAGCUCCUCAGAAAAUGAAAAGCGCUAGUGUGGUAGAAACAUUUCAGAUCAAGUCUCUCUUGGGGCGGGGGGGAAGAAAAAAAAAAAAAAGAAAAAAAAAAAACUUUAAUGGCAGCUUUAUGUGAUAGAUUAAAAAGUACUACUUUAAACCUGGAACUGAAGAUAACUGUUGCAGCAAUAAAAAGGAGAAGUUCAAGAUAGAWUUUUUUUUUCCUUGAUUCAAAUUUCAAGUGUUGCAUUUAGAUAAAAUAUUUUUAAGACUGAGGUGUUCCCUAUAUCUGUAACAACUGAUGAAAACGUCUUUUAAACGUAGCAGCAGCAGAAUAAAAAUGACUAACAGUCAGCACCAGAAAUGCGUAGCCCUGCUCAACGGGGUAGUGGUUAUUGAUCAAACGCUAGGGAGGAGAACAAAGAACCUACUACUAUAUCUUGCCAAUGCUUAUUGUAACCAGACAUCUCCAGUUUGAAGUUUCUAGGAGACAUACAGGAAUAUGCUGUUCAUGAAAGCUUCUUUUGAGAGUACUAUGCAAGUUAAACGCUUAGAUGCAGUGGUAGAUUACAAAAGAGUCCUUAUUUUAGUUGAAGUCCUUCCUCGUAUCAUUUUAUCCACUGAAAAAACAACCUUAAGUACCACCAUGUCUUAGUGUUACCGGGGCGUAGUUCAUGGUGCAGGCUUGCGUACCAGAGUACUUAACGCUGGCCRCUCUUUGUGAGCAUUUUGGCUUUGCUUCUACUCAAGCAAUAGGCCACUUAGAGUAUACGAGCAGGAAAUAGAUCCUAAUUGACUUGGAAUCACUCCCCAGUGCUUAGGCACAGUAUUUGUAUAACAUUAAUUUGGGUCUAGAACAUGUUUUUUGCUUGGAUAGAUAAGCACAGCGAGCUGAUGCCACCACUAACUCUAGGCUUUAACUGAUACCAGCAAGUAGGAAAUACCGUGUAUGCAAAAUCUCCCGUUUUAGAAACAUGAACGAUAGUGAUGCUUCAGCCAAAACUUGUGGGAAGAGAGGACGGAUGCUGUGGUUGUUGAGUUGUACUUUGCGGUUGCCCGGGAUGUGGUUUGUGCAGUAGUCGUAGGCAGUAGGCACGAGCCCUCUCCAGCUUCCCCAGCAGGCGUCACUGGCCCAGGUCAGCAUUUGCACAGGGUCGAAAGCAGUUGCUAGUCCUCACGCUGAAACAUUUGUCAACACCUGCUAGAAAGGCCUAAAGAAUUAAGCUCCUUCAGACUUUUCUCAUUGAAGUGUCAGCUUUCUAAUCCUGUAUUGUACCAACUCUUAAGCUCCCUGUAGAGACCCUCAGAUUUGAUGAGGUAGAAGGCCAAUUAAAAGGAGCGAGUGCAGCAGUGUGAGGGCUGUGUUUAGUUGUCGAGCCUUGCGAAGAGCUGAGUUUGCUCUGAGACCUCCGAGUUGGCGAGGGCUUUGUCAGCAGCCUGUGUUCACCCACCGGUGCUGGUGGGUUGAGAGGAAAUGAGAUGUGUUUGGCAAAGAGAAGGAAGAGGAAUGGUGCUUACCUGGGGACAUGGAGACCUUUUCUCUUGUGUGUUGARUAUAACACUUAAAACAUCUGAAUUCCACAGGUAGUAAGGGUCCAUUUGUGAUAGAAAAUACUCUAUAAACAAUUUAUGGGCUCUGGAGAUUAAACAUCAAGAAAGCAAACA
Molecule: messenger RNA, 5226 nt
Organism: Nothoprocta perdicaria
Lineage: Eukaryota; Metazoa; Chordata; Aves; Tinamiformes; Tinamidae
Gene: FAM168B
Product: family with sequence similarity 168 member B
Exons: 6
Coding region: 7-594 (195 amino acids)
Source: RefSeq, a predicted model, not a curated record